Peromyscus maniculatus bairdii (prairie deer mouse) is the source of this 979-nucleotide messenger RNA. The record is from RefSeq and is a predicted model, not a curated record. Lineage: Eukaryota; Metazoa; Chordata; Mammalia; Rodentia; Cricetidae.
GUUCUGGCAAACAGCUGCAUCUUUCUUCCAGGCCUGGGGACUGAUGAGGACUCCCUCAUUGAAAUCAUCUGCUCCAGGACCAACCAAGAGCUGCAGGAGAUUAACAGGGUGUAUAAAGAAAUGUACAAGACCGAUCUGGAGAAGGACAUCAUUUCGGACACAUCUGGCGACUUCCGCAAGCUGAUGGUCGCCCUUGCAAAGGGCAGAAGAGCGGAGGAUGGUUCUGUCAUUGACUAUGAACUGAUUGACCAGGAUGCCCGGGACCUCUAUGACGCCGGGGUGAAAAGGAAAGGGACUGACAUUCCCAAGUGGAUCAGCAUCAUGACCGAGCGCAGUGUGUGCCACCUGCAGAAAGUGUUCGAAAGGUACAAGAACUACAGCCCUUACGACAUGCUGGAAAGCAUCAAGAAGGAGGCCAAAGGAGACCUGGAAAAUGCCUUCCUGAACCUGAUCCAGUGCAUACAGAACAAACCUCUGUCCUUUGCUGACCGGCUGUAUGACUCCAUGAAGGGCAAGGAGACUCGUGACAAGGUCCUGAUUAGGAUCAUGGUCUCCCGCAGUGAAGUGGACAUGUUGAAGAUCAGAUCUGAAUUCAAGAGGAAAUAUGGCAAGUCCCUGUACUACUACAUCCAGCAAGACACCAAGGGUGACUACCAGAAGGCACUGCUGUACCUGUGCGGUGGAGAUGACUGAAGGGUUCGGCAUGGUGGAUCACGCAGAAGUGGCCCUGCCUGUGCCCCCCGACCUAACGAUCCAGAGAAUCGGCCUGCCGCUAAUGAACCCGGAGCUCCUCCCUGUGAAGAUGACCAUACGGACCCUCUCCCCAUCUUAGCUGCCUUAGCAUAGCCUGGCUUUCCCCUCGUUCUCUCCCUUAUGCCAAAGACAGGAACAUUCCGGGGAGUUGGUUAUACCAUUUGUGAUGCGAGACACUUCACCUCUUAUGUACUGUGGCGUGAAUAAACCAUUUUUACUUUAGAAA